AGGGGGGAGGGGGCGCCUCGCAUCAGCGGCCGGGACGGUCGGAAAGCGGGCGGGACUCGCUGAAGAGGCUGGUUUUCACGGCACCUGCUCGAGUUUGGCAACUUUCCAAGCGGGCGGACUUCAACUCCCAGAAUCCUUUCUGCCUGGGGAAUUCAGGGAAGUCCACUUUAAUUUAUCCUUUCUUACAAGUUGCCAUGGUUUUUUUAAAAAAAACGCCGCCUUAGGAUCCUGCGUACAUCAGGCGCCGGGUUUGAGAUCAGGGAAUCUCAUAAUUCGCUGUCAGGGAAUUAUGGGACCUGGAGUCCUAAAUGGUUGGGGAGGGACCAGGGCGGCAGCCAGGAAGGAGCCCAGAAGUUGCACAGUAGCGAGGGCUAGAGCGUCACUCUUCACUUUCGUAACUCUAGGACCUCCGCCAUGUCGCUUUUGCCAUGGAGGCGCAAUGUGUAGAGCGGCGCUCCCUGACGGGGCGGAGGGGUGGCCGUCUGACACGGCGCCGGGUCCGAAUGCAGGUGCGAUUCUCCGGCAUCCGACUCGCAGGCAUUAAUUCACGCAACGGCGCCGCGCCUGAAUGGGGGCAAAGAGCGGGCCCGGGGCGGGAGAGAAACACGGGUCCUUUUGGGCUGGGCCCCUCCCAAGAUGGCCGGCUCCCACUUCCGGUGGCGGACGGAAGGACUUGAGGCCGAUUUCCUCCCUCUGCCAGUGAGAGCCCGACAAGCUGGACGCUCUAGGAACGCGGUCCGAUCUCCAUAACCAGGCGGAAGCUCUCCGGCUGUCACUUCCGGCCUGCAGGUGUGCCUCGCCAGGCCGUCCAGCUUCAGGCAUGGCAUUGCUGUCCACCGUUCACCUGGGCCUUCCCCCUCCCGGGUGCCCGCAUCGCCUGGCCCUCGUCUCCGGGCCCUACCACUACUACCACUACGGCUGCGACGGGGUGGACGACCGAGGGUGGGGCUGCGGCUACCGUACCCUCCAGAUGAUCUGCUCCUGGCUGGUGGCAGCCGGGGGAGAAGACGCCACCCACUGCCCGGUUCCGUCCCUGAAGGAGAUCCAGGAUUCCCUGGUGAAGAUGGGUGACAAGCCCCCCUCGUUCUCAGGCUCGCGGGACUGGAUCGGCACUGUGGAAGCCGCUCUCUGUAUGGAUUGUUUUUACGACGUGCCGGGCAAACUGCUCCACGUCCGCCUUGGCCGAGAUCUGGAAGGGGAACUAGAGACGUUGUAUGCCCACUUCCAGGGAGGCGGAGGGCCUGUCAUGAUGGGGGGAGGCCGGGACCAUGCCUCCAAGGGGUUGCUGGGGGUCUGCUCUGGCUCCGAGGGACACCACCUGCUCGUUCUGGAUCCGCACUUCUACGGCACGGCAGGCUCGCUCAGCCGGCAGGAAGCCCAGGCGAAGAGGUGGGUUUCCUGGCGGGCGCUCGGCUCCUUUGAGGAGACCUCCUUCUACAACCUGUGUUUGCCCCAGUUCAGGGCCAAAGGGCCCCCCGUGCAGAAGAGGCUUUCGUGAGAAGAGGCAUGGAACACGUAGGAGCCGUUCGUUCCCAGCAGUUUCAGCCCAGCAGUUCCAAGGGACUGGCUGUGGAUGGGCAUCACACCCUUGGCACGUGCUGGGGGCCUCAACACGGAAGGAGAAGCCUGGGCGGCAGCUCCUGCACCAACCAGCAUGGGGUCCUGCCCUGGGGAGCCCUUCAGGGUUGCUUCCCUGCCUACUCCCUGCAGCUUCAAAACAGAUAAAGUCAGUCAAGCCUGGUUGGCUUCCGGUUGCUAGAUUGGCAGAUCGUUGCUGGGACUGGGUUGAACCCGGCCCUCCCUCCCUGGCCAGGACACCAAACCGGCUCCGUUAAAUGCCAGAGGACUAAAAUGGGUUUAUUUUAAUCUGGCUGGGAUUUGAGGAGAGUCAGUGCUGCAUGGAACUGGGUGGUUUAAUCGCUUUUAAGUGCAGAAGCUGUUCUCCCAGCUGGCCUCUCCUUUUUGCGAGGGCAGCAGGGGCAACUUUAAGACUUGUGGGCUUCAACUCCCAGAAUUCCCCAGCCCACAAAGGUUUGCCAGAAUCCAGCGUGGAUAAGACAAGAAAAAAUGGGGCUACGCUACCAUUAGCACACUUUUUGAUAGGAUAACUUUCUUAAUAGAUGGUGGGAAUGCGGCAAAUAUAAUAUAACUUCAGCAAAGUGGAGAAAAAAAGAGCUGGCUGGGGAAUUCUGGGAGUUGAAGUCCAAAAGUCUUUAAAGUUGCCAAAAUUUGGAGACCCCUGCACCAGAGAAAGGCCUGUGGCUUGGGAGGGGGAGAAAAGGGGGAGGGCCAGGUCUGCAGGAAACGGCAGCCGAGGUUGCUCUAAUGAUGAAAAAUUUUGUUACAUUAUUUAUUUAUUUAUUUUAUUUUAUUGGAUUUCUAUACCGCCCUACUCCCAAAGGACUCAGGGCGGUGAACAGCCACAGAAUAAAACACAUAAAUACAAAAAUUUAAAAUAGAAUAAAAACAAAUUAAAUAAUUUGGCUGAGACAAAUUUAAAAUAUCCAAUAAUUUAAAAACAAAUUAAAAUUUACAUUUAAAAGGGGAGAAGAUUUAGGCCAGGCCAGCUUGAUGAAAUAAAAAAGUCUUAAGCACGCGACGGAAGGUGUGCAGAUCUGGGAUCCUCCGUAUCUCCGGGGGGAGCUCAUUCCAGAUCGUAGGUGCCCCCACAGAGAAGGCUCUCCCCCUGGGGGCCGCCAGUCGGCAUUGUUUGGCCGACGGCACCCGGAGGAGCCCCUCUCUAUGGGAGCGUACCGGCCGGUGGGAGGCUGUUGGUGGUAGCAGGCGGUCCCGUAAAUAACCAGGUCCUAAGCCAUGGAGCGCUCUAAAGGUGAUAACCAAAACCUUGAAGCGCACCCGGAAGACCACCGGGAGCCAGUGCAGCUCGCGCAGGAGAGGUGUUACAUGGGAACACCACGUCGCUCCCAUAAUCCCCCGCGCGGCCGCACUCUGCGCCAGUUGGAGCCUCCAGUGCACCUCAAGGGGAGCCCCAUGUAGAGAGCGUUAACAAUAGUCCAGACUAGAGGUGAUGAGGGCAUGAGUGACCGUGCGUAAGGAGUCCUGAUCUAGAAAGGGACGCAACUGGCGGAUCAGGCGAACCUGAUGAAAGAUCCUCCCGGUCACGGCCGUCAAGUGCUCUUCUAAAGACAGCCGUGAGUCCAGGAGGACGCCCAAGUUAAGAAAACAAAGACAAACUCCUUUUACUGUUACUAACAACUGAAAAAUAAUAUGUUAUUCUUGGACUGGCGAUGUAAUUGUGUGACCGGUUGGGACACAAAUGUCAUCAUAAUUCAACCUGAGGUGGAAGUUGGAGGAAUGCCAUUUGUGUGACUUGUACAAUUGAUGAAUUAUUUUCUGUGAAGAUAAGAAAAUAUCGUCUGGCCAGGAGGCGGCGUUUGAGGAGAGGAGAUUUCCAGCAUUCCACGGGGCAGGGAAGGGAUGCUUGGGGGGGGGGGGGGGGGGGACAGGUGAGGGAUAAAUUUGAAGAAGGUAACAAGAACUGGGGUCCAUGUUCCUCCCUCCGUGGCCAGCAAGACCCACCGUGGCAUCUCCAAGGCCACACGAUCAAUGCUCAGAGGCUGGGCAACGGAGGCGUCUUUGUGACGGUUGUGAUGUCCCGGAUGUUUGAUCACCUUUUGUGACCUUCUGAUCAGGAAGAUUUAUUUCACCAAUUCAAUUCAAUUCAAACCAAA
Molecule: messenger RNA, 3692 nt
Organism: Pantherophis guttatus
Lineage: Eukaryota; Metazoa; Chordata; Lepidosauria; Squamata; Colubridae
Source: RefSeq, a predicted model, not a curated record